This is a messenger RNA of Notothenia coriiceps (black rockcod), 1159 nucleotides long. RefSeq names its product bifunctional glutamate/proline--tRNA ligase-like. Gene Ontology annotation, biological process: prolyl-tRNA aminoacylation. Gene Ontology annotation, molecular function: proline-tRNA ligase activity; ATP binding. The transcript is spliced from 4 exons. Gene Ontology annotation, cellular component: aminoacyl-tRNA synthetase multienzyme complex; cytoplasm. Lineage: Eukaryota; Metazoa; Chordata; Actinopteri; Perciformes; Nototheniidae. Bases 48 to 467 code for a protein of 139 amino acids. The record is from RefSeq and is a predicted model, not a curated record.
CCCUCCUCCAGGGUGUUCCUAUCCGUCUGGAGGUGGGUCCUAAAGACAUGCAGCAGCGUCAGUGUGUCGCCGUGAGGAGAGACUCGGGCGCCAAGGUGACGAUUCCAGAGGCCGAGGUGGAGAAGAAGCUGGUGGCCAUGUUGGAAGACAUCCAGAGCAGCCUGUUCAAGAAAGCGUCAGAUGACCUGAACAGCAACAUGGUGGCUGCAGACACAAUGGAAGAGUUCCAGAAAAUGUUGGAGCAGGGCAAGAUUGUCCAGAUCCCCUUCUGUGGGGAAAUUGAUUGCGAGGAUUCGAUCAAGAAAACCACUGCCAAGGACCAGGACCUGGAGCCUGGGGCCCCGUCCAUGGGGGCCAAGAGCCUCUGCAUCCCCUUCUCUCCCCUGAAGACACUGCAGCCAGGGCAGAAGUGUGUCUGCGGGAAGGAGCCCGCCAAGUACUACACCCUUUUCGGACGCAGCUACUAAACCCCGCUCUGCUGGAGCACGAGGAUGAUCAUCGCAGUGAAAAGGGCUUUCCUUUCGUUUUAUUCAUCUAUUUCUUUUUCCUCUCAUCUCUUGUCAAUGCAUAGGGUAACAGGGGUAUGACCACGGGACUGUGGUAUUUCAAAUGGGAAUAUGUUUUUUUGUUUGUUUUUAAACACAUGUUGGCAAUGUUAUAAUGCAGCUGGAGGAAGGCGGAGGUGAGAGGAACAGUUUACUCUUAUUCCGUUUUAAAAGAUAAUGGUCUGCACUGUUCACAAUCCGUUAUUGGAAAAAAUGUUUGUCAUGCUCUCAGGCUUCUACAUUGAUGAUUAUAAAAUUAUAAAUGUUUACUAUCCUUUCAAACUGACAUUUUUGUAUAACUCCCUACUUAGUACUGUCAGGAAAAACCCUGAUGUAUUUGGUUUAAGUAUUUGUCAACCCUUAUAAAGAUAAAUGGCCCUUUUUGAAAGAAAGAAGGAAAUCCUGAGAAGCAUACCCUCUACUGCCAUCUGGGUUAAGUGUCUUGUCCCGUCUCUUGCAGCAAAACAGUCUCAGGAACUCUUGAUAAAACGUCCUCAGUUCCACCACAGCCUAGUGAAAGAAAACUGUUCAUAGUUAAUAGUCAGUAAUAUAGUUCUCUGUUACUACUCCCAUGAAAUAACUCUAGUCUAUAAUAAAGUAAUUUACAUGGCAAA